AUGGGCUGAGAAGUCGUUCUAGCCUCUCAGAAUAAUGUCCACGACCAGGGCGGACCAGGAAACACUCAUGCAGUGGGAGGGGGGUUAUGGUGGCAUUCAUAAACCCUAACAUCACAAGAUGUUUUAGACAAGUCUCAGAAAGCAGAAGUAAAUGUAUCUGCCUGUAGGGCAUUGGGGACAUCUCUAAACUGUAAGCGUUGUGGCUUUUAUUUUACCCCUCGUAAGAGAGGUCCAUUUGGACCUCAGCCUUCACAGAAAUGUACAACAACGGCUACACUCAAUCUAAGCUUGGUGCGAGUGCCAAGAAGAUCCACAGGGCCAAGGGCAAGAGUUGUGGCUACUACAUGAAAAUUGUCUUCUUUUUCUCCUCACUGAUCCAGACACUGAUCAUUGUCAGCCUGGUUCUUUUUCUGGUCUACGGGCAACCAGAUGAGUCUGCGGCAGAGAAAAGACUGCAAGUGCUUGACCCAAUGCACAACCAGCUCAACAUAAGAUACGGACACCUUCAGGAGGAGACCAGAAAUCUUACCUGGAAACUGAACAUAACAAAUCGGGAACUGGAAAUUGUGCACAGGAAUAUGACCACCCUACGGAAAUUGGCCAAUGAGUCUACUUCUAUCAUCACAACUCUUCAAAAGAAAGUUUUUCAAUGCCAAACGUCUCCAACACCAACAUGUAAUUGCCCAAGAACGCCAUUCCCGCCAUCUACUCAAUCAAAUGGCCAGGUAAUGGCUCUACAAUAUGAAAACAACCAGCUGAAAAGAUUGCUGCAAAUUGUGCAAGGAAAUUUUUCAGAAACUUUUCAAGUUUUGAAAUUGGAACUGGACAGUGAAAACAAGGAAAGGGAAUCUCUGAGGCUAGAGACAAUCAAACUACGGCAAGAGAAGUCCUCUGUUGAGAUGGAGAUCGAAUUGUUUAAGAAGAAGUGUGAGGAGGACUUCAUCAAAUCUUUGGAGGGAAUCCCAGACAUCGCCAGGGCAUUCCGGCAGAAGAUUGAAACCUUUAUCCCACAAUUGCUCCCUUUCCACAUAACCUGUGCCAAGCAGCAUGAUCAGCUGGUGCAGAUUCGGGAUAAUUGCAGUAGCCUAUCAACGGAGGUGGAGAACAAGUUUCAGCUUUACUUGAAUGACGUUGGAUACAAAGUUUCAGCCACAGCUCACAAAGUGACCCAUCUCGAGGCAAAAACAAUACAUCUGGAUAGGAAUCUGAAGGAAUGCAAACAGAAUCUAAGUUCAAUGGAAGAAAAGAAUAAGAAACAUUUUAGAGAGUCCCAGCAGAGUCAUGACAAGGACAUGCAAAAAGUUCUGCUGGAGCAAAGGAAACUGCGCGGAGCGAAGGAGCUGAUGGAUGAAACCCUUAGGUUAAAGGAAUCAGAAAUCAACAUGCUAAAAGAAAAGAUAAACACCUCUCUGGCUAACUGUGCACACAGGCCGCCACCACCAAAGCCUUUUCCGGGGAAUUCAUUUCCAGCUGGGGUUGGAAUAGGAACAGGAGUAACUGGGAUGGGGAAUACAGGAUCAAGUGGAUCAAGCUCUGGGAGAUUCCCAACAGGGGGAGGGCCAAGUAUUCCUGGGUCUGGCAGAUCAGCAUUAGGUGGAACAGGAUUGGGUUCAGGGCCCUUUGGAGCAGGCGCUGGUAAUGCUGGGGCCUUUGGAACAGGCGCUGGUAAUGCUGGGGCCUUUGGAACAGGAGCUGGUAAUGCUGGGGCCUUUGGAGCAGGCGCUGGUAAUGCUGGGGCCUUUGGAACAGGCGCUGGUAAUGCUGGGGCCUUUGGAGCAGGAGCUGGUAAUGCUGGGCUGGCCAGAACAGGGGUUACAGGAGGAAUGGGAUCAUCAGGUUUAGGAGUAGGAGUAGGUAGAACAGGAGUGGGUGGAGCAGGGUUACCCUCAUCUGGUAGUAUGGGAUCAACUGGAGCUGGAAUAAACACAGGCUCUCUUGGAACAGGAGCCGGUAGAACAGGAGCAGGUGGAGCAGCGUUUGGUGGAACAGGGUUUGGCUCAUCUGGAGGUAUGAGAUCAACUGGAACAGGACAUGGUGGGUUUGGUUCCGCUGGCAGUAUGGGGCCUAGUGGAGCAGGAGGCAGUCGAGCUGCAUCUGCUGGAACAGGGUCUAGUACUGCAGGAUUGGGGAACAUGGGCUUUGGAGGAGCCGGAUCCAGCAGAACAGGGCCGAGUGGGACAGGGUAUGGAGGGACCGGGGUAGGAGGCACAGGUGGGUUUGGAGGGACUGGCUCAGCAGGAACAGGAGCAGGUCGAACUGGGUUUGGUGCAUCAGGAUCUGGACGAGCAGGGGGGGUUGGCAGUACAGGGAUGUACGGAGGAGGCUUUGGCGCCACAGACAACAUCGCAAAUCACUUGAGAGAGCUCCAGAAGUGGCAGUGAGCUGCGUAGAGGUGUCAAAUGAGGAGUUCCCCACAGAGGAGAGUUCUACAGUGGUGAAAUGGUGAAACUUGGGUAUUAUUUCCACAUUACUUACAGAAAUAUACAGUGGAUGAAUCAAAACCUGAGCUUCAACAAAAACUAUGUGGUUGUAAUAAUUACCCCAAAUGUGUACACUACUUUAAGCCUGUACAUUUGCUUUGCAGAUUGUGUUGCAUUUUCUUGAGAGAUGUUAAACAAUCUGUCUAAAAUGUAUAUAAAUAUAUAUUUCAUAUAUAUAUAAAGAAUAUUGCAAAAUAAACAGUAAUGUUGUAAGCUGAAAAUGCACUCCACCAUGGUGUUCAUGUGUUGUAAAGCACAAUGCAUUCUGAUAUCUUCGAAAGAGGUACUGUUGAUAAUCUGUUAUGUUAAGUGACUACAUACCCCUUUGUAAAUUCUAUUGUCUGUUAUACCACGAGAGUUUUAACAUAUGGGUUUUAAUGAUUUAUCACACUACUUACAGUAUAUCCAAAAUGCUUCACAUAAGUGUUUUCUUAACUGGCUUUGGCAUUAGUUAACAUGAACCCUUAAUUUCAGCAUCAAUAUAACAUAUGGUAAAUUCUGAAGUAUAUGUUUUUUUUAAUGUUGACAAAUGAAUGAAAUGUCAAUACACAGUCAACUUUAACAAUCAUUAACUCUAAUAUGAGCAAAAAUUAAAAGUGCAACAUGUGUUUCUUGCUGUCAAAAAGACAAUGUGAUUCUGAAAACAGAACCAACAGACACUGCUUGUUUCCUGCACUUUAAAGCAUUUCUCAAAUCUGUCUGGACUUGGAUAGGAUUCAAACAAAAUGCAUUUACACCUGAAACUAGAAUAAUGACAUUAAGAAUGACUUUUUGCUGUUCCUUCAUUAUGAUUACUGUAACAUUAUGUCAUUAUGGUCAGAGGGGAAACAGCAAAUAUAAAAACAUUGAAUCACUAAUAUUGAAUAAUGUUUUAAAUUUUGCCUGGGUUGCAUUACUCAUCAGUGACUGAAGAUUGUUUAAUAAAAUAUUAAUAUUCAAAAA
Molecule: messenger RNA, 3422 nt
Organism: Clupea harengus (Atlantic herring)
Lineage: Eukaryota; Metazoa; Chordata; Actinopteri; Clupeiformes; Clupeidae
Gene: plvapa
Product: plasmalemma vesicle associated protein a
Biological process (GO): positive regulation of cellular extravasation; regulation of vascular permeability
Source: RefSeq, a predicted model, not a curated record